UUUCCUCUCUAAAAACUCGUAACUUACUACUCUUUCUGUAUUUAUUCUCGUUUCCACUCUGUAUCUCCCCAUUCUCUCAUUUUUUCCUCUGUGUUUCCUUUUUCCAUCAGAGCAGAACCAUGGACGCUACUAAAGCCCAAUCUUCUUCCACUUCUGUCUCAGGAAAUACUUCGUCGAAGUCGAAACUUCGAUAUCCUCUACGAUCUGCAAGCAAAUCUAAGGAUGAAAAGCCAGCCAUGGCGGAAAUAUCGAGCGCAUCUGUUCCCAAGAGAGGGAGACCUGCAUCCAAUGUGAGUAAAAGUGUGAGUGUUCUUGAUCUUUCUGGGAAGGAAAAAUCUGCCAAACCAGCUAGAAGGCUCUCCAUUCCUGCUAAGUCUGCUAUCAGUCCUCUUCCAAGACCAGCAGGAACCAUAACGCCAAUAUAUGAGAGCAGGGCAAAGAGAUUGGGUAAUAGCAAAGGGAAAAGUGAAACACCAGUUUCUGAAGUUUCCAAAUCUUUGAACCGAAAGAAGUUCAGUGUUUUAUCCUCAGCUUCAUAUUGGUUAUCACAGAUUAAGCUAUCUGAAUCGGCUGCUAAGCAUUCCAUUUCACUUGGCUUCUUCAAGCUUGCUUUAGAGGCUGGGUGCGAGCCUCUGCAACGUAUGCGAGAUGAGUUGAAAUCCUAUAAGUGUCGACACAACCUUGGUGAACUUGGAGAAUUUGUGAAAGAGCUACUUGGAAGCUAUGAUAUCCGGGAAGAUUUUGAGCAGUUACAGGUAUCAGGGACCUGUUCUCAGGUGCCCGAAGAGGGGACUCGGUCCUCUGAUGAAGAUGCACACAGCUCUGUUUCUAGUACAGGAGCUCGGAAACCAAGACCCAAGUCCUUGAACCCCAGAAAUGUUCAAGCUGCCAAAGAUGAAGAAGCAAUAAAGGACAGUACUUUGAAGAGAUCUCAUGCUAGCAAGAACAGGGCAUCAUUGAACCGAAAUUCUGCAAAUUUAAGUUCUGUUACCAACAUAGAUUCUGGCAAUGCACAGAAGAAGAAAUCCCAGAGGCCAAAUAGGCAAGCAUUUACCAAAAAGGAGAAAAUAAAAAACCAAGCAAAGCAGGGAGCUCCUGAAAAAGAUGUAGCUGAUCCAUUGCCUACUGAGGGGACACUGCAAGAAGAUAAAGAAAACAUGGAGGCCCAACAGAUGGAAGAAAUCAACUUGACCGAAGAAGUACAUUAAAGGAUCAUGCGCAAGAAAAAGAAAAA
Molecule: messenger RNA, 1234 nt
Organism: Telopea speciosissima
Lineage: Eukaryota; Viridiplantae; Streptophyta; Magnoliopsida; Proteales; Proteaceae
Exons: 6
Coding region: 120-1208 (362 amino acids)
Source: RefSeq, a predicted model, not a curated record